This is a messenger RNA of Penicillium soppii, 843 nucleotides long. RefSeq names its product acetate uptake transporter family protein. NCBI's taxonomy places the organism in Eukaryota, Fungi, Ascomycota, Eurotiomycetes, Eurotiales, Aspergillaceae. Gene Ontology annotation, molecular function: acetate transmembrane transporter activity. Gene Ontology annotation, cellular component: plasma membrane. The transcript has 3 exons. The coding region runs from base 1 to 843 and encodes 280 amino acids. The record is from RefSeq and is a predicted model, not a curated record.
AUGUCUUACGAAAACGAAGGAAUCAGUGUCAAAGACACAAACAACACUACCUCUUCAAACUCCACCUCUGAUGGAUAUGUCGCUGGUCACUUCGGUCCCCUCGCCCACGUCAACACCGCCUCAAGCCGCUACCCUGCCUUCGGCGGUGAUCUCCAGCCAGGUCUAUAUCGCCUGCCCAAGGACCGCAAAAUCGCCAAUCCUGCCCCGUUAGGUCUCUGCGCCUUUGCGCUGACGACCUUCGUUCUGGGAUGUAUCAACAUGAAUGUCCGCGGCGUGACCGAGCCCAACAUGAUUGUUGGGCCUGCGUUGGCUUAUGGUGGCUUGGUGCAGCUUUGCGCUGGCAUGUGGGAAAUGGCUGUGGGUAAUACCUUCGGUGCCACUGUGCUUUCGUCCUAUGGCGGAUUCUGGAUUUCGCUCGCUAUCACUUUCAUUCCUGGCGGAUUCAAUAUUAUGGGUGCUUUGGAGAAAGCGGACAACGGGGAACCGACUAUGUUUUACAAUUCUUUCGCGCUGUAUCUAUUCGGCUGGUUCAUCUUCACCACGCUGGUCACGUUGCUCACCCUCAAAUCGACCGUGGCGUUCUUCUCCCUCUUCUUCUUCGUCGAUAUAGCCCUCCUCCUACUCGCUCUCGGAUACAUUCUUCAAGCGGACGGAAUGCCCAAUGAAAAGUUGCUCAAGGCCGGCGGACUCUUUGCUCUUCUUGGAGCUUUCUUAGCUUGGUAUAAUGCCUUUGCAGGGAUUGCUGAUAGCAGCAAUAGCUUCUUCUUGCCUCCUGUUGUGCACUUCCCUUGGUCUGAGAAGAAGCGCUCUGCUAGAAGGGAGGCUGAUGAGGGUGAGGCUUGA